Molecule: messenger RNA, 1747 nt
Organism: Echinops telfairi (small Madagascar hedgehog)
Lineage: Eukaryota; Metazoa; Chordata; Mammalia; Afrosoricida; Tenrecidae
Gene: TDRP
Product: testis development related protein
Exons: 4
Coding region: 1-657 (218 amino acids)
Biological process (GO): spermatogenesis
Cellular component (GO): cytosol; nucleus
Source: RefSeq, a predicted model, not a curated record
AUGACUGAACUUGAAAAUGUGGACAACUGUAGAUUUCAGUCUGAGGUUUGUAAGAGACAGGUCUCCUGUGUGUGCCCUCCCUUUCUCAACAUCUCUGCUUAUGGAAAGCUCAAGGAGUCUGAACUAAUCAUCAUUGUCUUUAUAUUGUGUAUAGUCUCAGAAUUGACAAUUUUCCAGUUUCCAUUCUACAUCAUUGCGUGUGGCUGGGUCCAGGGAGCAAGUUUUCGAGGUUGGAAAGAAGUGACUUCUCUAUUUAAUAAGGAUGAUGAACAACAUCUUCUUGAAAAAUGUAAAUCUCCCAGGUCUAAAGGGACUAAUUUACGAUUAAAAGAAGAAUUGAAGGCAGAGAAGAAAUCUGGAUUUUGGGACAAUUUGGUUUUAAAACAAAAUACACAGCCGAAAAAACCAGAUCAGAUUGAAGGUUGGGAACCUCCAAAAAUUGCUGUUGAAGAUGUAGCAGCUGAUUCAGGCGACACCGUGAGCGACCAUUUGUCAUGGCCAGGCUGGGAAGAUGCCACUAAAGGCUCCACUAAGUAUACUACCCUGGCCAGCUCCGGAAACACCUCCAGAUGGAGCAUCAAGUCAGCUGGGAAGCUCGUCAGUAUUAGACGACAAAGCAAAGGCAAUCUUACGGAUAAUUGGGAAGAAUUAGAAUGAUAGUGGAAAUGAAAGGCUAUAUGAAAGAAUCAGUCCACUAUUCCCAUAUAUUUUCAAACCAAAAUUUGCCUAAUAUUGCACCUUUGUAUUUCAUUUUAUCAAGAUUCGUAGUUUGCUGUUUGUUUUAAUUAGUAUGUGGCUAAGCCUUCUGUUUCUCACAUUAAAAUUUUGAAUUUUUAUUUUCAUAUGUUGAAUUUUGAACUAUCCAGGCAUACUGUGAUUUCUAGUGAAUAUAUACAGGCGUUGUACUUUUGAUUGCCUUAUUGUAAACAUUUCCAAUUCUUACAAUUCAUGUGUUGCUGGAACUGGAGAUGUGAAUUUUUGAUGUACUAUAAUAGUAAUGAUAUUUGCAUUUGCCACUGAAUUAUUUUCGUGCUGUUUUUGGUUGUAGUUCUUGUUUUAGAAUUCACAUACCUUUUUUCUUGCAUGCAACAUACAUGAGCAGUCUACGAAAUGCAAGAAUGUAGCAGUUAUGUUAUUCUUCUCUGUUGUCAGAAAAUUGAUACCCAGGUGGUUAAAUGAAUCUUCCAAAGGUUACAUUGAAUGUUGUUUAGUUUAGCAAAUUAACGUUUUCCUUAUUAACUUAAGAUAUGUAAACAAAUACUGGAAAAGCAAAAGUUCUAUUUGAGUGAAAAUGUCACUGUUUAAAUAUAUGUGUACCCGUGUGUUGUCUAAGGAGGAAUAGCCUGCAGCGUGCACAUUGAUAGGGAGUAUUUUGAGAUUUUAUUUUUCUUUCUCCUGAACUUUUAAAUGUUGAUCUUUUCUUUCUUCUAAAUAUUCACUCUCCUUUGUUUACAGAUUAACUAAAGAAUGAUGUAAAUAAUGGAUAAAUUUCAGUAACUCGAAACUCUUAAUUUUGUUUGGAAAGCAUUAGCUUUCUCUCACUAUAGAAUUCAAACUGUAUAUAAAAUACUGGAAGUGCCUCUUUACCCAAGUUGUGUUUGUUUGUUUUUAAUGAGAUGCUGUGAUUGAUGUUAGGCUUAGACAUUGCUUUGUUGGUUUUGUUUUCUCCCGCAAAAGAAUAACUUGUAGUUAAUUUGAGAGCAUCACCCAGGGGUAGUAAUUUUGUCUGUCUGUCUCUCUGUCGCUG